Ctenocephalides felis (cat flea) is the source of this 1254-nucleotide messenger RNA. RefSeq lists its product as uncharacterized. The transcript has a single exon. Lineage: Eukaryota; Metazoa; Arthropoda; Insecta; Siphonaptera; Pulicidae. The record is from RefSeq and is a predicted model, not a curated record. Bases 1 to 1254 code for a protein of 417 amino acids.
AUGUAUGUAAAAAUUGAGAGUGAGAGAUUGAGAUUCAUAAAGUUUAAUCAAGCCAAACUCCGCGCGGAGGAACAUAUACAUUUGCGUGAUGCAGUACUUGGUAAUGUAGAUGCAAUGAAUGAUAUUAGUCAUAUUGGUACUGCAUAUAUUCUUCCAUCUUCUUAUAUUGGAAGUCCGCGACAUAUGCAGGAGUACAUUCAAGAUGCUAUGGCUUAUGUUCAUGCAUAUGGCAGACCUGAUCUGUUCAUUACCUUUACGUGCAAUCCCAAAUGGAAUGAAACAAAAAAAUUGUUGAUGCCGGGACAAACAACGAUGGAUAGGCAUGAUAUAACUGCGCGAGUUUUUAAACAGAAGUUGAAAUCAUUGAUGAAUUUGAUAACGCAUCAUUCUGUUUUUGGUGAAACACGCUGUUUGUUAUACUCAGUAGAAUGGCAAAAGAGAGGAUUACCCCAUGCACAUAUUUUGUUGUGGUUAGUUGAUAAGGUACGUUCUGUAGAGAUUGACAAUAUUAUCUCAGCAGAAAUUCCUGAUAAAAAUGUUGAUGAGAAAUUGUUCGAUAUUGUAACUACUAACAUGAUACAUGGUCCAUGCGGUACACUCACCAUUAUGUCACCAUGCAUGGUGAAUGGAAAAUGUACAAUACAUUUUCCAAAAUCACUUCAAAACGAUACUAUCACCGACAUUGAUGGUUACCCCGCUUAUCGGCGACGUGACGUUGACAAUGGUCGACAAUGUUUUGGAUUGCGACUGUCGAAUGGCGGGGUAAUAGAUGUUGUUAAUCGAUGGGUAGUUCCUUAUUCGUCUUUGUUAUGCAAAACCUAUAAAGCACAUAUAAAUGUCGAACUGUGCAGCUCGGUGAAGUCAAUAAAAUACAUAUGCAAAUAUGUUCAUAAAGGGAGCGACAAAGCGAUAUUUGCAAUUAAAAGUAUUAAUGAGAAUGAUGAAAUAACUCGAUAUCAAAUGGGUAGAUACGUCAGUAGCUAUGAAGCUAUCCGGCGUAUUUUUGGUUUUCCCAUACAUGAAAGGAAACCACCUGUGGUACAUUUGGCUGUGCAUUUGGAGAACGGUCAGCGGGUAUACUUUACAGAAAACAAUAUAUUACAACAAGCUUUGACUGCUCCGAAGACUACUCUAACUGCAUUUAUAAACUUUGUAAUAGAUCAGAUAUUGCUGGAAGAUUUGCUACAACAUUAUUAUAUACAGAUAUACCUAAAUAUUUUACAUGGGAUAAAAAUCAAAAGAUUGGGUACCUAG